This is a messenger RNA of Lachnellula hyalina, 1566 nucleotides long. RefSeq lists its product as uncharacterized. Gene Ontology annotation, biological process: intracellular mRNA localization. Lineage: Eukaryota; Fungi; Ascomycota; Leotiomycetes; Helotiales; Lachnaceae. Gene Ontology annotation, molecular function: mRNA binding. The transcript has 3 exons. The record is from RefSeq and is a predicted model, not a curated record. The coding region runs from base 1 to 1566 and encodes 521 amino acids. Gene Ontology annotation, cellular component: endoplasmic reticulum; nuclear outer membrane-endoplasmic reticulum membrane network; ribonucleoprotein complex.
AUGGCCGACCUCGCAACUCCCUCAGGUGCUGCCAUGUUCGACGCUGGUGGUCCCAGCGAGAAGAAGAACGCCAUCACCAAGCCCGAGAAGCCAGAUGAGGAAACUUACAAGGCGAAUCUCAAGCAAGCCGAGAAAGAACAUGCGGAUGUCAUGACCAAAUUGAAUGCCGUCCGGGCCAAGAUUGACAUUGCGAAGCCCUCUUCCAAAGAUUCGCCGUCCAGCAAGCGCCGUGCAGAGCUCAUUGCGCAAUUGAAGGAAAUCCGGGAGAAACAAGGUGCUGGGAAAUCUGGCCGAGCAUCUACAUUCGAGAGGAUUAAGGCUUUGGAUGAGAACCUCAAAUCGGCAAUUCAAGCGCAAAAGGCUGCUCGCAGCAAGGUUAACUUCAAGGGCGUUGAGGAUCUUGACCGCGAAAUUGACCGACUGGACAAGCAAGUCAACAGCGGUAUGAUGAAGCUGGUCGACGAGAAGAAGGCGUUGUCUGAAAUCUCCAACUUAAGAAAGCAGCGCAAGGUUCUUGCUGGGUUCGACGAAUCCCAGAAGGUCAUCGAUGCGAAAAAGGCCGAUCUCAAGAAAUUGAGAGAUACUCUCGACGACCCAGAGUCAAAGGCUCUAAGCGAAAAGUACAACAAGCUCCAGUCAGAGCUAGACGCCAUCAAGGCCGAGCAAGACGAGGCCUACCAAGGUAUCAACGCCCUGCACGAAGAACGCAAGAAGCUUCAAGACCAGCAACAAGAGAAGUGGACCGCCCAAAAGAAACUCAAGGACGACUAUUACCAAGCUGGCCGUGCAAUUCAAAAAUACGAAUAUGAGGCACGACAACGUCUACGGGAGCGCAAGAAGGCUGAGCAGGAGACCUACGUUAAGGAAAAGAAGCGAGCCCGUGCUCAGGAGAUGCUCGCCGAUGCAAGCGAGCCAGCAUACUUGGCCGAGAUCAGAACCGCUGAAUCUAUCAUCCGAUACUACGAUCCCAAGUACACGAACGAGAAGGCACCUCUCCAAGCCCCCUCGCAAUUUUCUGCCUAUGCCGCGAGAACUGUCGAUGAGGCCGGUAUCAAGGGCAUGAAGGUCGUUCAGAAGAAGGACGAAGAGGAUUACUUUGCGGGCACUGGGGGUAAGAAGGGAAAGAAGGGGAGAAAGAACAAUGCUGCUGCCACCCUCGACGCUCCCGCUCCCAGCAAGAACUUUAGCUGUCCGCCUCAAGUCAUGAACGACUGUUCCUCGAUGGGUAUUGACCCCCCUAUGAGCUCAGCCGAUGUCGAGCCUGUCGUUGAGAAGGUCCGGGCGAAGCUGGAGUUCUACAAGUCUGACCAAAAGGCGCAAACCGAGAAGAACAUCGCCAAGGCCAAGAAGGAACUCGAGCGUCUCGAGGCAGAAGACGAGACACCAGCCGCGCCAGCCAAGACCGCGGAAACCAACGGAGCUGCUCACGGAGAGACCAAGGCCACCGCCGGCGUUGACGAUGGCGGCUCUGUUGCAAACGAGAUCAACCUGAUGAAGGCCGCUGGUUCAGAUGUGAUUGCCGAUUUGCAGGGGGCCAGUCUUGAGGACAAGGAAGAGGAGAAGUAG